Lolium rigidum is the source of this 3207-nucleotide messenger RNA. RefSeq names its product ABC transporter G family member 28-like. Lineage: Eukaryota; Viridiplantae; Streptophyta; Magnoliopsida; Poales; Poaceae. The transcript has 13 exons. The record is from RefSeq and is a predicted model, not a curated record. Bases 1 to 3207 code for a protein of 1068 amino acids. Gene Ontology annotation, molecular function: ABC-type transporter activity; ATP hydrolysis activity; ATP binding.
AUGGCCAUGGCCAUGGCAGCGUCAUCGGUGCUGGUCCUUGUCCUCCUCUGCGCCAUGGCCGGCGCGGGGUCGGCGAGCCUCACCUCGGCCUUCGAGGACCGCUUCAAGAAACUCACCAACGUAUUCGAACCGCGGGUGCGCGGGGAUCUCGGCUUCUGCAUCAACGACCCGUACGUUACCCGCGGGCCGCCGCCAGGGAUCUCACCGGUGUUGUGCAGGGACAAGGAGUGGAACAAAACCUUCAAAUUCCCCGAUGUUGCCUUCAUCGUCGACUGCUUGAACGAAGGAGACCUGCCGCUACGUGUAUGCACCGCUGCCGAGCUCAAGUUCUACUUCGAGAGUCUCACCAGCGGAAAGAAGAACUACGUCAGGCCCAACAAGAACUGCAACCUCACCGCGUGGAUCGACGGAUGCGAGCCCGGCUGGGCCUGCGCCGCCGACGGAGAAUUGGAUUACAAUGACGCCGUCAACUUCCCGCCUAGGACGGACCUUUGCAGAGGAUGCUGUCCGGGAUUCUUUUGCCCACACGGGCUCACAUGCAUGAUACCUUGCCCUUUGGGAGGAUACUGUCCACAAUCCACCCUAAACAAAACAACGGGAGUUUGUGAUCCAUACAACUACCAACCGCCUCCUGGCAAGCCGAAUCACACUUGCGGUGGUGCUGACAGAUGGUCAGAUGUCAUGACUACCGACGACGUCUUCUGUCCUGCUGGUUACUACUGUCCAAGCCCUAUAACCAAGCUUGAUUGUAGUAGUGGGUACUAUUGCAGGAAAGGAUCAACCUCCCAAACCAAAUGCUUAUCCAAGGGCAGUUGUAAACCAAACUCUGCAACCCAGGAUAUCACAAUAUUCGGUGCAAUGCUAGGGGGUGCUCUAAGUUUAGUGUUGUUGAUCAUCUACAACUUCUCUGAUCAACUUCUUACCAACCGAGAGAAAAGGCAAGCCAAAUCUAGGGAAGCUGCUGUAAGACAUGCACGAGAGACUGUGCAAGCUCGUGAGAGGUGGAAGUCGGCUAAAGAUGUAGCCAAGAAGCACGCCGGUAGCCUGCAAAAUUCUCUCUCCCGCACAUUCUCGCGCAAGAAGACUCUCAGGACGCAUGAAUCAUCGAAAGGAGGUGGCGGCUGUCCAACUGAACCCACAGAUGCGGAUCCACCAAAAGAAACAGGAGAAAUAAACCAAGCAGCAGGCUUCAAUAAUGUUGAAGCUGUAGGGGAAAAAAAGAAGACCAAAGGGAAACAUGCCCACACUCAAAGCCAAAUCUUCAAGUAUGCAUACGGGCAAAUCGAAAAGGAGAAGGCACUGGAACUGGAGCUAGAACAGCAGCCGAAUAAUAACCUUACCUUUUCAGGAGUGAUAUCCAUGGCGACCGAUGAAGAUAUAAGGACAAGACCUAGAAUUGAGAUUGCUUUCAAGGAUCUUACUCUAACCUUGAAGGGGAGUAAGAAGAAGCUCCUAAGGUCUGUGACCGGGAAGCUUAUGCCUGGCCGGGUGGCCGCUGUCAUGGGCCCGUCAGGUGCGGGGAAGACCACAUUCCUUAGUGCUAUCGCAGGUAAGGCUACUGGAUGCGCGCCAUCCGGUAUGAUACUCAUAAAUGACAGAGUAGAACCUAUCCGUGCAUACAAGAAAAUCAUCGGCUUUGUCCCGCAAGAUGACAUUGUCCAUGGAAACUUGACUGUCCAAGAGAACCUAUGGUUUAAUGCAAGAUGCAGGCUCCCUGCUGAGAUGUCACAGGCUGAAAAAGUUCUUGUUGUGGAAAGAGUUAUCGAGGCUUUGGGAUUGCAACCAGUUCGCGAUUCCUUGGUUGGAACUGUUGAGCAGCGUGGCAUCUCUGGUGGCCAGCGUAAGCGAGUAAAUGUUGGGCUAGAGAUGGUCAUGGAACCCUCUGUGUUGAUUUUAGACGAGCCAACGUCUGGUUUGGACAGUGCUUCAUCUCUGCUAUUGCUUCGCGCCCUACGCCGGGAAGCUCUUGAAGGUGUCAACAUCUCUAUGGUGGUCCAUCAACCCAGUUACACAUUGUACAACAUGUUUGAUGAUUUGAUACUUCUCGCGAAAGGUGGUAUGACUGUCUACCACGGGCCCGUGAAGAAAGUGGAGGAGUACUUCCAAGGUCCGGGGAUUGUCGUCCCGCAUCGUGUCAAUCCACCGGACUACUACAUAGAUAUCUUGGAGGGAAUCGUGAAGCCAAAUACGAAUGCAGCAGUCAAUGUCAAAGAUCUCCCUCUGCGAUGGAUGCUGCACAACGAAUACGAAGUUCCAAGAGAUAUGUUGCAGAGUGCUUCUGACUCGGGAUCGUCGUUUAGGGAAGGAGAGGGGGGUCACACUGGCCCUGAAGCCGAAUCCAAAAAAUCCGUUGUUAGUGAAUUGUGGGGUAAUCUCAGGGACAUACUUGGGCAGAAAAAGGAUGAGUAUGAUUACAAUAAAUCUUCUGAAGAUUUAUCUAACCGGAAAACUCCUGGCAUCCUUAGGCAGUACAAGUACUACCUGGGAAGAUGUGGCAAGCAAAGGCUUCGUGAAUCUAGAAUACAAGGAGUCGACUUUCUGAUUCUGGGCCUUGCUGGUAUCUGUUUAGGGACACUGGCUAAAGUGAGCGACGAGACAUUUGGAGCACUUGGCUACACAUACACUGUCAUCGCUGUCUCCCUUCUGUGCAUGAUUGGUGCCCUUCGGUCAUUCUCCCUGGAGAAGAUACACUACUGGAGGGAAAGAGCAUCAGGCAUGAGCUCUUUGGCAUACUUCAUGUCUAAAGACACGAUCGAUCACUUCAACACCAUUGUGAAACCUAUUGUAUACUUGUCCAUGUUCUACUUCUUCAACAAUCCGAGGUCGUCGAUCUGGGAGAACUAUGUGAUCCUCGUUGCGGUCGUCUACUGCGUGACGGGGAUCGGCUACACUUUCGCUAUCUUCUUUCAGCCCGGUUCGGCACAGCUGUGGUCCGCGUUGCUUCCGGUUGUCCUAACUCUGGUUUCAACCGAGCAGAAGGGCACCGUGUUUGCCAAAUUAUGCUACACAAAGUGGGCUCUCGAAGCAUUCGUGGUCGCAAACGUAGAGAGGUAUUCAGGGGUUUGGAUGAUCACACGAUGUGGUUCCCUAAUGCAAACCGGGUAUGACAUCGACAACAAGAUCUGGUGUAUAGUCGUCCUCGCGGUGAACGGGAUAGUAUUCCGGUGUAUAGCCUUCUUCUGCAUGGUCAUCUUCCAAAAGCACUGA